AGAAUAACUCAUUGAUCAGUCUCCAACAAGGCAUAGAGUUGGUCUUGCAAACCAUUGCAAAGAAGUUAUUUGGGGAAAACGUGCGCGUUAUUCCUUAAACGUCAAUUUCUUAUCUUUACUUGGACGAACAAACAGGGCAGCUGCAAUGUGGAUUCAAGUACGCACAAUGGAUGGGAAGGAGACCCAUCGGGUGGAUUCCCUGUCCAAACUUACCAAGGUGGAUGAGCUGCGUCUCAAAAUCAUGGAGCUCUUCAAGGUGGAGCCGGAGAGGCAGCGGCUGUUCUACCGUGGCAAGCAGAUGGAGGAUGGUCAUACCAUAUUCGACUACAACGUGGGACUAAAUGACAUAGUGCAGCUGCUUGUCAGGCAGAAGAUGCCCCCUGUUGAUGUCGUCAAAAGCAAGGACAAGGAAGCUGAGCUCUCUGACUCUGAUUCUGGCUGUGGCUCAACCCAGAGCGAGUCUGACAAGAGUUCUACUCAUGGUGAGGCAGAGGGUCAAACUGCUGGCACUUCUGCCCAGACAAAUACCCCAGAGCUCAUCGAUCCAGGGUUUGGAUUUUACAAGGUCAAUGAGCUGGUGGAUGCAAGGGACUUGAACAUGGGAGCAUGGUUUGAGGCCCAGAUCGUGAAUGUUACAAAGACAACAAAGACGCCUAAAGAGGAGGCUGCUGAGGCACAGCCAGAAGAGGAAGAGAUACUCUACCAUGUUAAAUAUGAAGACUACCCAGAGAACGGGGUGAUUCAGUUGCUGGCCAAGGAUGUUCGUCCACGGGCCCGUACGGUGUACCAGUGGCACCAGUUGGAGCCGGGAAUGGUCGUAAUGGUCAACUAUAACCCAGAUGACCCCAAGGAGCGUGGCUACUGGUAUGAUGCUGAGAUCCAGAGGAAGAGGGAGACGCGCACCCUGCGAGAAAUCUAUGCCAAGAUAAUCCUUGGUGAUGCCGGUGACUCUCUUAAUGACUGUCGGAUCAUGUUCUUGACUGAAAUUUACAAAAUUGAGGAUGCCGGUUCUCUGAGUGACACCCCAGCCGGAUCUGAGAGUCCUCUAAAAAGAUCAAAUGGACCCGAGUGCAAGCACUGUAAGGAUGAUCCCAAAAAAAACUGUUGCUGGUGUAACUGCCACAUCUGUGGGAUCAAGCAGGAUCCUGACAAACAGCUGCUGUGUGAUGAAUGUGACAUGGCCUAUCACACCUACUGCCUGAACCCCCCACUCACCUCCAUCCCUGAAGAUGAGGACUGGUAUUGCCCAAGUUGCCGUAAUGACACCAGUGAGGUUGUGUUGGCUGGAGAGAAGUUGAAGGAGAGCAAGAAGAAAGCAAAGAUGGCUUCCGCUAGCUCCUCCAGCCAGAGGGACUGGGGCAAGGGAAUGGCCUGUGUUGGUCGAACAAAGCAGUGCACGAUUGUCCCAUCCAACCACUAUGGCCCAAUCCCUGGUAUCCCUGUCGGCUCCUUGUGGAAGUUCAGAGUACAGGUCAGUGAGUCUGGAGUCCACAGGCCACAUGUAGCUGGAAUUCAUGGCAGGAGCAAUGAUGGUGCCUACUCCCUGGUCCUGGCCGGUGGUUAUGAGGAUGAUGUGGAUGAUGGUAAUGAGUUCACUUACACCGGCUCUGGAGGAAGAGAUCUGUCUGGAAAUAAGAGGACUGCUGAGCAGUCAUGUGAUCAGACACUUACCCACAUGAACAGGGCACUGGCUCUCAACUGCAAUGUCCCUGUCAAUGACAAAAACGGAGCUGAGUCCAAGAACUGGAAGGAAGGCAAACCAGUUAGAGUUGUGCGCAGCUGCAAGGGUCGCAAGCACAGUAAAUAUUGCCCUGAGGAAGGAAACAGAUAUGAUGGGAUAUAUAAGGUGGUGAAGUACUGGCCAGACAAAGGCAAGUCUGGUUUCUUGGUCUGGCGGUAUCUGCUGAAGCGUGAUGAUGAUGAGCCGGCACCGUGGACAAGGGAUGGCAAGGAACGCAUCAAGAAGCUCGCUCUCACCAUGCAGUAUCCUGCUGGCUACCAGAAAGAGAAGGAGAACAAAAAUGAAGUGGAGGAGGAGGCGACACCCAGCAAGGCAAAGAGGAAGAGAAAAUCUCAGGGCAGCGAAUCCUCCAAGACCUCACCGGGCAAGACUCCUAAGAAAAUCAAAGUAGAGGUGUACAAGCUUUCCCAGGAGCAGAAGGCCCUCAUCAAGAAUGACAAGCCAAACAAGAAGCUGUGGGAUGAAGCCAUGGAGUCACUGUCACUUGGACCGAAAUUUUUGAACAAGGUUGAAGAAGUUUUCCUCUGCAUUUGCUGCCAAGAAGUGGUCUUUCAACCCAUCACCACAGAGUGCCAACACAAUGUGUGCAGGGAAUGCCUUCAGCGGUCCUUCAAAGCAGAGGUGUACACCUGCCCAGCCUGCAGACAUGACCUGGGCAAGAACUACUCCAUGACUGUCAACAAAUCUCUGCAAGACAUUCUAAAUCAGUUUUUCCCAGGGUACAGCAAUGGGCGAUGAUCAUUGGUUCUGCUUCCUCAGCCAACGCGAUGUAAACUGUAAGGGGAAUUUUCAGUAGAGGCAAUAAAGAAUCAGUUUCUCUUAAUAUAUUUUUUAUGAUUAUAAAACUACAAUAUUUGUGGACAUCAAUGCUACCAUUUUUCACCUUGGAUCUGCCAUGAUGUGUAGUUACUGAAAAAUUGAAAAUUCCUUUAUAACUGCCUGUGCCCAUUUCUCCGUUAAUACCUUCAACCUUGAUUUUACUCCCAGUGUUUUUCAUUCUGUUCCCUUAACUAACUCUAACGUUAUCCAUGAUGUUAAAUUCUUGCUACUUUUAACUAAAAUCCUCCAUGGUGAGCACUCUUUAAGAGAAAGUUAAGUCAAAAGUGGUUAAGCCGUUUACCCAACUUGUUUUGGAGAUUCUUUUGUACAAGCCUAUCAUUAGAAUCUGGAUGUACCGUCAGUUUUGCUGUGCUUUCUUUUUAAUCUGAUCGUGCAGUCAGGAUUUUAAUUGGUUUGCAUUCACAUCUUAAAAAUCUCCUGCUUGUUUUAUCUCAGUGUUUCCAAACACUGUGCUACUUGAUUUGCUGUUAAGAAAUCAGUUGACAAACUAGACAAAAAUAGACAUAAUUAGCAAGGUAUUGUCAUUCUGAAAGAUUCGAAAUGUGACACUUGUUUGUUCUGGCAUUAUCAGAUUGAAAUUGCAAGUGGCAAGUGAUCAAAACUCUUUGUUGAGAAAAGAGGCUUUCUGAAUCUAAAACUGUUUCAUGAAAUGUAGAUGAGACCUAACACAAGCAUGUAUUGAACCAGUUAAUGUUUGGGUUUUUUUUUGUUUUGUUUUUGUUUUUGUUUUUUUUUGUCCUGACUUCAGUAGUCACAGAGGAAGUGUCUUGUUGGAAAACUGUGUCAUCAAUCUUGGUUGGAUUUUCUAGCUUGUGUAUCGGUUCCCUAUAUAUUUUUAUACAGUGCUUUUUUUUUUAUAUAUAUAUAUAUUUGUAUAUGAAGUUUCUGAAAUUUGGUUUAAAAGUUCCCAUCAAUUUGAUAAGACCUUGAAAGCCGAACAUGUUGGAAUUCUACAGCCUUUUUAGUCUAUGGCAUAUUUGGAUUUCCCCUGUUUUGGAAAACGCUCACUUUGAUAAGUCCAAAGAAAGAAAAGUGCUUAACUAAGAGUGUAAUGUAGAACCCCCAUCUAUCUAGCUCUUUAGAUGAUUUUGUUAAAAUUAAAACAUGUACUUUUACAUCUUUUAUAAUCUAUUACUGCCAUCUGUGGGAGGGGGCUGUUCAGUGAGAUUUUUGUCUCCUGUUGUCGCUUGUUACAUGACCUCGUUGGAAAAAAACAAAACAAAAAACAGGAAAUGCUUGCAUUAAGGUGAAACGUUAAGGAAAUUCCACACACUGCUCCUGAAAUUUGACUGAAUCAACUAUCUGAAUUUGUCAUUUACUUUUGAUACUGUCUUUUUAUUAAUAAUAUUUGGUGUUGAAUUUCAACAGCAGUGUGACAGUGUCCAUCCACAUGCCAGCACUUUGAGUUUUCCUGGAGAGACAAAGAUUUGCAUAGACCAGUAUAUGUAUAUUUUCUAAAAUUGUAUAAUUUUUAGUCAAUUUUACUUUUGAUAUGUAGUCUUUAGAAAUGUUUGCACAGUUUUGGUGCAAAAAUGUGUCAAUACAUUUUCAGUGUUAUUCAAUAAA
Toxotes jaculatrix (banded archerfish) is the source of this 4147-nucleotide messenger RNA. It is a transcript of the gene uhrf1, whose product is annotated as ubiquitin-like with PHD and ring finger domains 1. The transcript is spliced from 17 exons. The record is from RefSeq and is a predicted model, not a curated record. NCBI's taxonomy places the organism in Eukaryota, Metazoa, Chordata, Actinopteri, Toxotidae. The coding region runs from base 146 to 2479 and encodes 777 amino acids. Gene Ontology annotation, biological process: negative regulation of gene expression via chromosomal CpG island methylation. Gene Ontology annotation, molecular function: protein binding; ubiquitin protein ligase activity.